GGAGAGCUAAGCAAAUGUUUACAAAGUAGAAAGUGAUAGAAUCAAUCUAGAUCUAGACUAGACAUACAUACAUCUAGAUUCUACAUAGGCCCAGAGUAUAACUAGACUCUGGAUCUAGAUCUAUAGACCUACUAGUCUAGAGAGGCUCUUUUCUGCAUCUAAAAUCAUGGAUAUUCGAAUCUCAGUAACUGAGAAUGUAUUGACCAAUAUAUUAGUUGUUCUUGAAAGGAUUUUUAAGUGUAUGAAUAUUCGACAAUUAAACAAAUGCUCAUUGGUCUGUAAGUCGUGGCGUGAUCAAGUGCGAAGAGAAAAAUGCCGCAGAGAAAAAUAUUUCCCCAAGUUGAGAUGGAAUUCUUUUAAACACGAAGGAGAUGUGAACAGCAUCGAAGAAAGUUGGUGGAACAGCAUUAGAGAUUUUAUAAUGGAUAGUCCUGUGGAGCCAGCUUGCCUAUUGAUGUUCUGCACAGAGACAUUAUGGUGUUGUAUGAACAGACUUCAGUCCCCUGGACAGAGUCUUCAGAGUCUUCUCAACAUUGAUCUGCCCUCAUCAUGCAUCUUUCAGCUGGUUGUCACUGAUGGAGUUGUAGGAACAGAUCAAGACAUGAAAACUGAGGAGAUGGAAGAAUACAUAUCAGCCAUGUCUUUGUUAAUGAUUAGGAAAUCAGCUGGUGCCAAGUUUCUUCAAUUCUCUUCUUCACUUACUGAUUGUAAACAGUUAGUCAAACAUGCUCAAGGGAAACUACCAAGCUUGCCAAUCUGUUUCCAAGGGUUAAAUCAGAAAGAAGUGCUCCCAUUGGUCAAAAUGAUCAAUCUCUAUUGCCCAAUGAGUGGCAUUAAUCAAGAGACUAGUAAUUCGUUUUACAAGCUGUUUAACAAGCCAUUGAUAGCUGGUGGAUUUGUGAAUGAAAAGAUUCUUUCAGAUCUCUCUGGUGUGCUACAAAGAUCAGAAGAAGGAUGCGCUGUACUGGGUUUUGUAAUCUGUGGUGAAAGAGUUAAAGUUGCCUCUGUCCUUAUACCGAGUGAUGUCCAAGAUGAGAAGCAAGUGGAUGCCCUAAUCAAACAACUUUCCGACUCAAAGUUCCCGCUGGAGAACAGCUUUGGCUUAAUGUAUGCCUGCGUUGGCCGAGGUGUCCAUGUCUAUACUGAGCACAACGUGGAGUCUAAAGUAUUCAGGAAGUAUUUUCCUAAGACCCCACUCUUGGGUAUUUUUGGUAAUGGUGAAAUCGGAAUGAGUUAUCCACCUAAAGACUUUGAUGAUACGCCUCCCAAACUUUUGCACGCGUAUACUACAAUAAUGUGCCUGGUGUGUUUAACAUAAUUAGUUGUUUCGCGUUCUGAAAAUUGUUUUCUUAAAAUUGUUCACUGAUUCCUAAUUAUUAGGAAACUUUAAAUGGAUUAAUUUAAUAUUUCAAUGUGAGAAUUCUGAACAAAUGUGAACGUUCCUGAAGAAAUAAAAGUAA
Biomphalaria glabrata is the source of this 1460-nucleotide messenger RNA. RefSeq names its product F-box only protein 22-like. The transcript is spliced from 6 exons. Gene Ontology annotation, biological process: protein polyubiquitination; positive regulation of proteasomal ubiquitin-dependent protein catabolic process. Lineage: Eukaryota; Metazoa; Mollusca; Gastropoda; Planorbidae. The coding region runs from base 167 to 1318 and encodes 383 amino acids. Gene Ontology annotation, molecular function: protein binding. The record is from RefSeq and is a predicted model, not a curated record.